Molecule: messenger RNA, 2000 nt
Organism: Spea bombifrons (plains spadefoot toad)
Lineage: Eukaryota; Metazoa; Chordata; Amphibia; Anura; Pelobatidae
Gene: STAM2
Product: signal transducing adaptor molecule 2
Exons: 14
Coding region: 124-1665 (513 amino acids)
Biological process (GO): signal transduction
Cellular component (GO): endocytic vesicle
Molecular function (GO): ubiquitin binding; phosphatidylinositol binding
Source: RefSeq, a predicted model, not a curated record
GCCUGCUCGGUUGCUUGUUGUGACGGGAGAAGCCGGAGCAGGAAGAGUCUGACAGGAGAGGGUCGGAGCCACCUUGACAGAUAGAUUUUCCGUGUGUCCGUCUGUCUCCCGUAUCUCCCCGUCAUGCCGCUCUUCGGCUCCAACCCGUUUGAUCAGGAUGUGGAAAAAGCCACCAAUGAAUAUAACACCAGUGAAGACUGGGGUCUCAUUAUGGACAUCUGUGAUAAAAUUGUAAAUACGCCAAAUGGUGCAAAAGAUGGCCUUAAAGCCAUAAUGAAAAGAGUGAACCACAAGGUGCCACACGUGGCUUUACAAGCUUUGACUCUCUUAGGGGCCUGCGUGUCAAACUGCGGGAAGAUCUUUCAUUUAGAAAUAUGUUCAAGAGAUUUCGCCAGUGAAGUGCGCGUUGUCAUUAGUAAGGCGCAUCCAAAGGUUUGCGAGAAGCUGAAAGCUUUGAUGGUUGAAUGGUCGGAAGAAUUUCAAAAGGAUCCUCAGUUUAGUCUAAUAUCUGCAACAAUCAAAUCUCUGAAGGAAGAAGGCGUAUCGUUUCCAACAUCAACCUCUCAGAGCGCAUCCAGUACUCCUAAAAACGGGACAUUAUCUACAAAGAACAAAGAGGAUGAAGAAAUUGCUAAAGCCAUUGAGUUAUCAUUACAAGAGCAGAAGCCAGCAGAGACGAAGCCGUUAUGCCCAUCCGUGGACCCCCAACCUGACAGUCAGAAGACGCCAAGGAAAGUCCGCGCGCUCUACGACUUUGAAGCUGUCGAGGACAACGAACUCACCUUUAAAAGUGGCGAAAUUAUCUUUGUUUUGGAUGACAGUGACGCCAACUGGUGGAAAGGGGAAAACCAUCGAGGUGUAGGACUAUUUCCAUCUAAUUUUGUGUCUUCUGCCUUAAAUGUGGAACCUGAAGUAGCUGUUGAAAAAAGCGUCGUGUUUGAAGAAAUACCAGAAAAUACCACGAGGGCCGAUCCUGAACCCGUCGUCAUUGAUGAGGGUAAAAUGGACCAGGCGUUGCACUUACUGCAGAGCAUCGAUCCCACCGACCCUAAACCGGAUUCUGCCGAUCUUCUGGAUUUAGAAGAUGUCUGCCAGCAAAUGGGCCCAAUGAUUGACGACAAGCUAGAAGAGAUUGACAGGAAACAUUCUGAACUCUCCGAACUGAAUGUGAAGGUUCUUGAGGCGUUGGAAUUAUACAAUAAGCUAGUGAAUGAAGCGCCAAUGUAUUCCGUGUACAGCAAACCAGCUCCUCAGACACAUUACAACCCAACCAUGCAGGGCUAUCACGGCCAACCACAGAGUGGGAACUAUAUGGUUCAGGGAAUGCCUCACGUUCAUCCAGCGACUCUUCCUCAGGGGUACAACAUGAACCCUGACCAGAUUGGCCCUUUGAGAUCCUUGCCUCCAAAUAUAAAUUCAACUGUGACCACGCAAGCUGCUCAGACACCAUAUCUGAGCACUGGGCAUGAUGCAGGCGCAAACCCUCCCUAUUUAAAUCAGAAUUCGGGACAUCAGUCGGCAGCGGGGGCCUACGGUCAAGCAAUGUCGCUGUCUGCAGAUAUGUCGGCGUAUCAGAACACUACACCAGCAGGAUACACGAUGGCUGCCCCUAUGCACUCUGUCUCUCAGCAGCCCCCGAGUUACUAUCAGCAGCCCCUGCUGUGAAACCAAACAUCAUAGACCCGUGUGAAGUGUUUGCUCGUAUCACAGAGUAAUAUCCAAACCUGACACAGUGGGAACAAGAAUUCCCUAUAAAACUGGACCACAAAUAAGUCUGAGAUUCCAGCAAUACUAUCGGUUCCUUUCUGCCCAUUUUUUUUGUUUUUGUUGGGGGGGGGUUAGAUUUCCUUCUUUCUAAGUAUAAGCUGCCGCUAACACUGUUAGCCUGAUAAUUUGUCAGCUUUUUAUUGAACGGCUCCAGCUGCAAGAGGUUAUAAAGUAAUUAAGCGAGUAUUAUUUGCCAAGCGGUUGGUUAUAUAGAUGCUUUAAAAAUAGAAAAA